Molecule: messenger RNA, 1731 nt
Organism: Chironomus riparius
Lineage: Eukaryota; Metazoa; Arthropoda; Insecta; Diptera; Chironomidae
Source: the annotation of a GenBank genome assembly
AUGUCAGUAAUUUGUACAAGGUGUGGACGUGUAGGAAGUCAAAGAAAUAAAUUAAUAAACUGCUGCGGUCUUGGAUGUCAAACAAAAAUCCAUGACAAUUGUUUGCAUGUUGAUGAAGGACGAGUUGUUGAUGGGCAUUUGGUUUGGUGCUGUGGAUAUCACUUAAGAGAGACAAGUGCAAUUCAUAGAGAGAAUGAGCAAGCAAGAUCUUCAUCAAGAGUGAUAGAUGAUACUGAAAGUCGAGAUUUCAAUGAGCAGAGAAAUGAAGAGUUACUGAUUCCGAUGGUUAAUGAGCAACCGCCUUUAGUGCCAAGCUUAGUAGAUUUAGAUAAUGCUAGUAAUUCUCGCAGGGAUGCAGAUCAAGUUCCUUUUAGAAGUGCAGAUACUGCAGAAGGUAACAAUGCGGAGGCUGGUAGUCUAUUGAGAGAUGAUGAUCCAACAAAUACUCCGUUAAUAUCAAAUAACAACGUAAAUAUCAUACCACGAAAUGUAGGCCCAAGGAGAAACAACAGGCUUGAUGAGAAUAGAGGCCUGAGCUUAAGAAAUGUUACUCGAAAUGUGGACAAUAGACCUAAUCCAAGACGUCAGGUGAACUCAUUUUAUGCUUCAAGUCCAGGAAAUGGUUUUGAAAGGAAUCAAUUUAUACCACGUCAGUCCAAUUAUUCUAGAAUUUCAAAUCAUGCACGAUUUCAAGAGGAGGAUAGCCAGUUCCAUCCAGGACAGUCCAAUCAAUUUCGUGCAUCUCAACGAUUAAGAGUACAGAAUGAAAGAAGGCAAGCAAUGGCACUUGAUCUGAUAAAAUUUUUAUACAUAACGAAGAAAUUCGACAUCUUCUCAUUCAUCGACAGGCUAAUUGACAAGAUUGACUUAUAUGAGGAGGUAGCAUAUCAAGCUAUUCGCAGCAUUCAAAUCUAUACUGAUGAAAAGCAUCACGACCGUUUCAGUUUAAGAGUUGAAGUACUUGGAAAGUGCUUUUCAAGUCAACUAGAAAAGUUUGCUGAAAGACGUGCAGACAAGCCUUUCCCUAGAAUCCGUCUGAAAGAUGAGAUGAUAAUAUUUAUCCCUGCCAAGAUCAACAAAGAGCGAUUCAUGAUCUGUGACUUGAAAAGAAGCGAUUCAGCUUGGGGAAGUGUAUUAAAGGUCAGAGACGAAAGUUUCUCUAGUAUGUACAAGUUAAUCAAGUUUAUUAAGUCCGAAUUGAAGGAGUUUGGAAUUACUUCAGUCACUAAGCUUAAUGAGAGCUACAUCAUUAGUUUCAUGAGUCAAGAAAAAGCAAAUGAAGCCAGAAAGAAGUUGAAUGCAAGACGCAUAAUCGUCACAAAUUCCGAUUUAUGCUUAGCAGCAACGGUUGAUUCAGAAAUAGAGGACUCAACGGUUAAAGUUCAGCGUGCAGCAGAACUUAGAAAAGAUUUGAAUGCUAAGAGACAAGAAGAGGAAAGUGAAACUAAGAAGCUGAAAAAAGAAGUACAAAGACUUAGAUUAGAGCUUGAAGAACUGAAAGAGGAAGUAAAGAAGAUGAAAUAUGUGAAUAAUAAGAGAAAUGAGACGGAUUUAAGAGCUGUAUCUGCAGGAGAGGAGACAAAUGACAUACGAGUAACCAAAACAUUUUCGACGCCCGUUAACAAUUAUAUGGCAUUUAUGCCUGUUCAACCAGCAGCAAGUAAUGGCUUAUGGGGAUAUAUGUUUGCGUCUGAAGGCAUGACACCAUGCAAGAAGGUCAAAUAUGAUUAA